Messenger RNA from Paramisgurnus dabryanus, 1846 nucleotides. It is a transcript of the gene clp1, whose product is annotated as cleavage factor polyribonucleotide kinase subunit 1. Lineage: Eukaryota; Metazoa; Chordata; Actinopteri; Cypriniformes; Cobitidae. The record is from RefSeq and is a predicted model, not a curated record. Gene Ontology annotation, cellular component: mRNA cleavage factor complex; nucleus. Gene Ontology annotation, molecular function: polynucleotide 5'-hydroxyl-kinase activity. Gene Ontology annotation, biological process: mRNA 3'-end processing; tRNA splicing, via endonucleolytic cleavage and ligation.
GUCAGUUACAGGCGACGCGGCAGCAUUAGUGUGGUGUGGUGACUUAAAAAACAUCCAGCAUUUUUUGAGGAAAAAAGGAUGAAUUGUAAAUAGGAAGACUUAUUGUAAACAGCGUGUGUUUGGAUAGUUUGGGCUUGUAACGAUAUAUUUAAGACACAGUGUUUAUGAGAACCAGAGCACCGUUGAUUGAGUUUUUAAGGUAACGUUAGGCUAACAGUAGCAUGCUAACACUACAAAUAAGUUAGAUAAAGACUUGUAAUUUCAAGAUAUUGCACACAGGGGACGAAUACCAACAGUUAUGUCUGCGGAAGGCAUCGAAAAGUCCGCCGAUGAGGGCAUGGGCUCGUCGGGCAGUGCUGGAACUCCAGGUACUCGUUUCGACUUGGACAAGGAGACAGAACUACGUUUUGAGGUGGAAGCAGGAGAACGGGUCCAGCUUGAAUUGUUAUCCGGUAUGGCAGAGGUGUUCGGGUCCGAGCUGAACAAGAAUAAGAGAUAUACUUUCGGACCGGGCUCUAAGAUCGCUGUGUUCACGUGGCAUGGCUGCAGCGUGUCGCUUUCAGGCAAAACAGAGGUCGCUUAUGUCUCCAAAGAUACACCUAUGCUGCUUUACCUUAACACCCAUGCAGCCUUGGAGCAGAUGAGACGUCAAGCUGAGAAAGAUCACGAGAGAGGUCCACGGGUAAUGGUUGUUGGACCAACUGAUGUGGGAAAGUCAACAGUGUGUCGGGUGUUGCUGAACUACGCUGUGCGUCUGGGAAGAAGACCGACGCUGGUUGAACUGGAUGUUGGCCAAAGCGGCGUGUCUGUACCUGGAACAAUGUCAGCUCUGUGUAUUGAACGUCCGGCUGAUGUAGAAGAAGGUUUUUCUGUCCAGGCUCCGCUUGUCUUUCACUUUGGAUCCACGACACCAGGAACCAACAUUAAACUUUAUAACAAGCUGACUUCAUGCCUCGCGGAAGUGUUUUCCCAACGCUGUGAAGUAAACCGGAAAGCGAGUGUGGGUGGCUGUAUCAUCAACACCUGCGGCUGGGUCAAGGGUUCGGGCUACCAGGCUCUGGUCCACUGUGCUUCGGCCUUUCAGGUGGAUGUGGUCUUGGUACUGGACCAGGAACGUCUUUACAACGAGCUCAAACGUGACCUGCCGCACUUCGUACGCGUGGUCCUUCUCCCGAAGUCCGGUGGCGUGGUGGAGCGCUCCAAGGACUGCCGACGAGAGACGCGGGACGAAAAGAUCCGGGAAUACUUCUACGGAUUCCGUGGAACUUUCUUUUACCCUCACGCCUUUGACGUGCGCUUUUCAGACGUGCGCAUCUACAAGAUCGGCGCGCCCUCUAUCCCGGACUCUUGUCUGCCGCUGGGCAUGUCCCAGGAUGACACCCAGCUCAAACUGGUGCCGGUCAGCCCAGGACGAGAUCUGACCCACCACGUUCUUAGCGUCAGUUCUGUGGACGAUGAGGUGGAGCCGGGGUCCGGUCAGAACCGAGGGAUUCUAGAGAGUCCGGUGUGUGGUUUUAUAGUUGUGACAGCAGUGGACACGCAAGCUCAGGUGAUGACCGUGCUUUCACCGGCGCCCAGACCGCUGCCACGACACACUUUACUCAUCAUGGACAUUCGUUUCAUUGAUCUCAAGUAGAUUAAUUUAAUUAUAUAGGGAUUGUAUGCAAGACAUUUGUGAGUCCGGUGGACAUCUCCGUUUUGUAAGAUUUAGUACUAACAACUGCAUAUUUUAAAUUCUGUACAUUUAUAAAAGGUACUGUAUUAUUAUUAUUUUAAAAAAUAAAUUCAAUUGCUUUUCCAUCUGCCCCUUCUGAAAAAUAAAACCAUCCCAAUAAACAUUUGGAUC